Drosophila persimilis is the source of this 1279-nucleotide messenger RNA. RefSeq lists its product as uncharacterized. The transcript has 4 exons. Bases 158 to 667 code for a protein of 169 amino acids. NCBI's taxonomy places the organism in Eukaryota, Metazoa, Arthropoda, Insecta, Diptera, Drosophilidae. The record is from RefSeq and is a predicted model, not a curated record.
UAAGAAUAGGAGAGUUUUCAAUCCAUUUUCUAAUUUUGAUGAAUUUCCCUUUGCAGGAUUCGCAUUGAAAUGAACCACGAGGUGUGUCCGUCAUCCGUCUAUCGCCUUAUACUGUGAGUUCUGUGAUUUUGCCCGACUGAAGCCUAAAGCCUGAAUAAUGGCAGCGCCCACUUCAAUCAUGGAAAUCCUCGGAUGCCUGACCCUGCUGCUCUUUGUCCUGCUCGUCAAGAGCGGCUAUUGCAUAGACUGCUUCAAGUGCAUCUCGUAUAAUGGGGCCAACAAGGCGUGCGACGAUCCGUUCCACAACAAUUACUCCACCGCCAUCCUCGAGUCGCCCUGCAUGGGCGGUCGCAAGGGCCGCGACGGCCUCUUCCCGGCCACGGCCUGCAUUAAGAUCGCCGGCUAUUAUGAUGACACCGGCGAAACGAUAACGGUGCGGGGCUGUGCCCUGGACAGCGGCACCCUUACCACAGACACCGAGUUAAUAAGAAUGUCGCACUGUGGAAAGUUUUACUACGAUAAUAGAUACGUGCAUGGGUGCCUUCAGAGCUGCAGCGAUGCGGAUGCUUGCAACACGGCCACGUCGCAACGGCAUCCAGCGAAGGCGGAGGCGCUAAUGCGGCAUCUGCUUAGCUUCGCGGUUUUGCUGGUGGCAGCUGCAAGGUAGCAAUAGAAGUAGCACAUUGGACGAACCAUAAGGAUGUGAAAGAAGAGGGGAAAGGGAAACCCCAUAAAAGUUGAGAAGAUAUUGAAAAUGAAGUGUGGAAAAAGCGUGGAAAAUCAUUUAAUAUAAUUCAACUGCGAGUGGAAAUACUUUUUUCCUUUGGUUCGGCGACGCCGAUGCCCCACUCAUAUGCUCCCUAUCCCGAUGUCUCUACCUGCAUGUCAUCCCUCACCUCUCAAAACUCUCUCAGUGUCUAGGAUUGCACUUUACAAUAAUUGCACCAGAGCCACAGCAACAAGGACAGGCAACAAGGACACGCUCGACAAACGAACCCACAGUCAGCACACAGUGGCAAUGGAGCAUAUUUUUAUGGAAUUCAUCAAGCAAUUAUGUGAUUUAUAAACGAAUACUCAACAACUAUCUUACAAUAAUUGAUGGCGAAACUUGAACUAUGUAUUGUAUUUAGGUACAUAUGUAUGUAUAUGCUAAGCAUUCGAGAGUCGAAAAUCAAAGGCAGAAAUUCAAAUUCUAAUUGCAAUUAUUUUUAGCUUCUAAGCAAAAUGAAACCUAGAUUUAAAAGCGUGCUACCGCUGCUAAGUUUUCAUCAAAAAUUAA